Hevea brasiliensis (rubber tree) is the source of this 1899-nucleotide messenger RNA. RefSeq names its product metal tolerance protein C4. Gene Ontology annotation, biological process: zinc ion transport; transmembrane transport. Bases 270 to 1646 code for a protein of 458 amino acids. Gene Ontology annotation, molecular function: monoatomic cation transmembrane transporter activity. The transcript has 13 exons. Gene Ontology annotation, cellular component: membrane. The record is from RefSeq and is a predicted model, not a curated record. NCBI's taxonomy places the organism in Eukaryota, Viridiplantae, Streptophyta, Magnoliopsida, Malpighiales, Euphorbiaceae.
UGACCCCAAAAACAACCAAUAAACGAUGCUCACAAACGCUGGGUGGGCUUGAGAGAGAGAGAGAGAGAGAGAGAGUGUGUUACCAGGUUCUGCCUCCUACCCAUGACAAAUCAUUUAUUAGUUUAGCAUCUCUUGUUCUCUCUCCCAAGAACCCUGAAAUUUCUAUACCCAUUGAAUGAAAUUGUUUCUUUGUCCAAGGAAUUUUGAAAUUUGAAGAGCAACAUACAGCCAUUGAAAAUCCUAUUAACCUUUUUGUUUCCUUGUUUUUAAUGCAAACGUCAUAUCGUUUUCUCUCUCGCCUUUACCAUUGCCGCCCCCAUAAGCACACUUCCUCCGUUUCUUCUUCCAUUUUAUGGAACAAGGACUUGAUCUUCUUAUUAACCCAACACAAUAACAAUGAAAAUCCCAACACUAACACUGGUUUAGAAGGCAAUUUUGCCAAGCAAGUUUUUAGUUUUAGUUCCUUUACUCAGUCUCGUUGUUUUUUCACUUCUAACUCUUCUAACAAAUUCUUAUUCUUGGGUUUGGUUUCUUUUGAUAAUCAGAGUUAUCAUCACUACUCAACUCGUCGUAAUUUUUUCACGAGGGCUAAACAAGUAAAGAAGAUCGAAAUCAAUGAUCAACAUAGUCAAAGAGCAGUCAAAACUGCAUUGUGGUGCAACUUCCUUGUUUUCUCUCUCAAGUUUGGGGUCUGGUUAGCAAGCUCUAGUCAUGUAAUGUUGGCUGAAGUUGUGCAUUCAGUUGCAGAUUUUGCAAACCAGGUUCUCCUUGCAUAUGGUUUGAGUAGCUCAAAGCGUGCACCAGAUGCUCUUCAUCCCUAUGGCUAUUCAAAGGAAAGGUUUGUUUGGUCCUUGAUAUCUGCUGUUGGAAUAUUUUGUCUUGGUUCUGGAGCUACAAUUGUUCAUGGAGUUCAGAACUUGUGGACUUCACAUCCCCCUGCAAACAUUCAAUAUGCAGCUCUAGUGAUUGGUGGUUCAUUUAUCAUUGAAGGUGCUUCUCUUCUAGUUGCCAUACAAGCUGUGAAGAAAGGUGCAGCGGCAGAGGGAAUGAAAGUGAGAGACUAUGUUUGGCGUGGUCAUGAUCCCACAUCUGUUGCAGUCAUGACAGAGGAUGGCGCUGCAGUAACUGGACUUGCUAUUGCUGCUGCAUCUCUGGUUGCAGUAAAUACGACGGGGAAUGCAAUUUAUGAUCCUAUAGGUUCAAUUAUUGUCGGAAACAUUCUUGGGAUGGUGGCUAUAUUUCUCAUCCAGAGGAAUCGACAUGCUUUGAUUGGUAGAGCGAUGGAUGACCAUGACAUGGAGAAGGUUCUUCGUUUUUUGAAAAAUGACCCGGUUGUAGAUUCUUUAUAUGAUUGCAAAAGUGAGGUUAUUGGACCUGGAUUCUUUAGAUUUAAAGCAGAAAUAGACUUUAACGGAGUGGUGGUCGUGCAGAAUUAUCUAAGUAGGACUGGACGUGCAGAGUGGGCCAGACAGUUUCAUGAAGCUGCAAAGGAGAAGGAUGAUAGGGCGUUGCUCAAGAUCAUGUCAAACUAUGGUGAGGAAGUAGUUACUGCUUUAGGAAGUGAGGUUGAUAGGCUUGAAAAGGAGAUCCAGGAACUUGUUCCUGGUAUUCGGCAUGUUGAUAUAGAAGCUCACAAUCCAACAUGACAAACCCCAUGAUUUUAAUGUUCAUACAUCAGUAUCUUCUUGUCUUUCUAUAUUAUAUACUGCUUCGAUGAAUAUCAUGCAUGGCAGAUUAUAGGCUUUUUGGAUAUUUGUGCUAUCUACCAUGCAAAUUUUUAUAGUGAGACCCCAAAUCUGUUAAGAUAUUGCUAGCUCUCCUGUAAUUGGUAUAUUAUAAGAAUAUGUCACCUUUGAUAUUGUCUGGAUUCUGAAAGGAAGUGUGAUUCGUUUGAGCAAA